UCAGUGCAUACAAAAGGUUUAGAUUUUGUAUGAUGAAUAAUCCGAUUUGCUUAGAAGCUAAUCAGAUUAUAUUUUAUAUAUGGGAUCUCACAAAAAAUAGCCCUACCUAAAAGAAUAAUUAAGGAUUCACAGGGAUGUGAUCAGCCGAGUGUCAAGUUUCCCCAAAUGAACGGACCAAUAAGAACACAUUUUAUUUCCGCGUUUUCUUCAAAGGCAUCGACUACGUCAAAGGCAUAUGCAUUUAAGACAGCGGUGCAAAAAACUCAGAUGUCUGUCACUGCAGUAGAAUCCAUGCAGAAAUUAAUUUACCGCUAAAGUAGGGUUUGCUUGGUCAGACAUUGGAAUGGAAAGCGGAUGGUUCCUUCAAGCUGUUUUGGUCUUAUCAUGGCUCAGUUUAUUCAAAGCACAAAACACACCUGGUCCAGGUGUGUUUUGCCUCAGAUCGAUUCCAGCUGACGGACACACGCUUCUCACGUUUCUGCGCCACGACGCCGCCGGUGUGCGCUUCUUGUAUCUCACCAAGUGGUCUGAAGAUAUGCGGCUUGCAGCGUGCGAAAUCAAUUCAAAUCCAGAUGUUACCGAAGAAUAUCACGCUUUUUGCAACAUUAAGGAGACUUGGGAUCAGGAACUUGUCGAGAAGUUUAAGAUCGGUGUGCUGCUGUCGCCGGAUUCUCUGUGCGCACUUGUACCUUCCGGAGUUCCGGAGUCUAGCGGGGGCUCAGGGAAGGAUGAGACAGAGAGGAAAACCCGGAGGAAACGCUCCUGGAUAUUCCCAGGCACGCUGUGGUGUGGCACUGGAACCAAAGCUGCCGGGUUCGAACAAUUGGGCAUGUUUGAGAAAGCAGAUAAGUGUUGCCGUGAACACGACCACUGCUCAGACAUCAUCCCAGCUUUCACUGUGAAUUAUGGAGUCUUCAACCCCAACUUCUUUACAGUCUCACACUGUGGGUGUGACCAAAGGUUUCGACAGUGCCUUCUAGGCACGAAUGACAGCAUUUCAAGUGUGGUGGGCUACAGCUUCUUCAACAUCCUGAAGGUUCCCUGUUUUGAGCUGAAGCAGCAAAAGCAUUGCACACAGAUGUACUGGUGGGGAAUGUGCAAAAAGGCUAGAGAGGCUCCAUAUGCCAUCUUCAAAAGCCCCCUGCCUUUCAACAGCUCUGAUGUUACAGGCAAAUAUGACAACAACAAUUUAACAAUAAGUAAAGAGCAGCAUUUAUUUGAGAGGCCUGUGUCAAACCCUGAGGGGAAGGCAUCGGAAUCUAAACAUAGAUGUCGUCUCAGAGAUCCAUCUGGAGGAGAUAUGUUUCACAGCAGAAGAACAAAGGGGAGUGAAUGCAAAAGGCACACGAAACUCUCUGGGGAAGGACCUUCACAAAUGCCCAGAAUAUCCAUGAAGAUGUAUAGUAAAACUCUAAAGAGAGAUGGAAAAAAGAAGACUGGGGGAAAGGACGUUCCUGGUCUUGCACAGAAAACUGACAUUCCACCAACCAUCCCCACAACCACCUCUGUACAAAUAUCAUCUACAGCAAUACCUUCAAGUAUUCCAGCUUUAACACAAAGGCUAAUCCUUGAGAAAGAUUUUACAAAAGUCAAAGGAGUGAUCAAACAAGUAAAAAGUAAACAUAAAGCCCCAUAUCAGAGUAAAUGCUGUGAAUCCAACAUGGCUGUGAGCAGGGACAUUGCUCGGUUGCACUGUAAAAGCUGUCUAAAACCAACUGUUCAAAAAACUCAGACAAAAACAUAUAAAGAUGGAUCACCAGUCAAUCUCAAGAGAAUGCGUUUAAAAAAUAAAACUGGGAUACCCAACCAGGAACCUCUAACAACUAUUUGGAGUGCAGCUACAUUUGCAACACCCAUCACAAGAGAACAAAAUAUGACAGCCUCAUUUCACAAAAAGGGCAACCAACAAAAGCAGUUGGAUUUUAAUCUAUUGUGGAAGCAGGCAGGUCAGCAGCCCUUGGGUCAUAUUACCCCCCUAAUGAUCCAUGCAAAUAACAGCCUGGUAAAAAAUGAUAUGGCAGCAGAUAAUGAGGUCAGGUGUCAAAGCCUCAAACAUCUGGAUGAUUGUAAAUACAAAAUUCCUCCUUUCGAGAAGAAAUAUAAUCUGACAAACAUGGAGUCCAAGACUGCCUAUCAUUGUGACUGCACAAGCCGUUUGGCAGUUUGGAUCAAAGGUUUAAAGGAACCAAGUCCUCCCCACUCUCUCAUGGUGGAAUUUGUCUCUCAAGACUGCUUUACUUUGUCAAAGGAGAAAAAAUGUAAUCGCACAAAAAGAUGUUCUGGGGGCUUCACUGAAGCCUCUGACCUACAUCAAGCACUUAAGAAGAUAAAAGAAAAAGACUCUGCUGCAAUGAGAUUUUCUGCAAGUGGCAGGAAAAAAAGGAUUCCUGUUCGUCUUUAUAAGUAUUGCCUAAGGCUGCAGAUGAGAGCUGAUAUUAUGGCACAGCUCAAAUAACUUAAAACUGAACUCUGUGCAGUAACAAAGCUCCUUAGAGCUUCAUCAUCUUACAAUCAGAAUUCAUUUUGUUUUUGAAGAUCAUUCCACAUUUUACUAUUAAAAUAAACUUUUUGACAUGAA
Messenger RNA from Girardinichthys multiradiatus, 2578 nucleotides. Its product is annotated as group 3 secretory phospholipase A2-like. Gene Ontology annotation, molecular function: A2-type glycerophospholipase activity. The transcript is spliced from 7 exons. Gene Ontology annotation, biological process: arachidonate secretion; phospholipid metabolic process. Lineage: Eukaryota; Metazoa; Chordata; Actinopteri; Cyprinodontiformes; Goodeidae. The coding region runs from base 344 to 2455 and encodes 703 amino acids. The record is from RefSeq and is a predicted model, not a curated record.